This is a messenger RNA of Coffea eugenioides, 2460 nucleotides long. Its product is annotated as BTB/POZ domain-containing protein At5g48800. The coding region runs from base 229 to 2052 and encodes 607 amino acids. Gene Ontology annotation, molecular function: protein binding. The transcript has 4 exons. The record is from RefSeq and is a predicted model, not a curated record. NCBI's taxonomy places the organism in Eukaryota, Viridiplantae, Streptophyta, Magnoliopsida, Gentianales, Rubiaceae.
CCAUUUCUUUGGAGGAUUGCAAUCUUGUAUGAUCUUUGAAUGCUAGCUGUUUGACAAAAUGGCCAAAAGACACUAUCAACAGCAACAUCUCCACCUGGGUUUCUGUCUCGCUCUCUCUCCGUCUCACUUAGCUUCUUUAACCCCACUUUUUUCGAGUCUUAAACUUAGUUUAUUGCUUCUCAAAUUUUCUCAUUUUUCUUUCUGCUCUGGGUUGGCCACUCCCUGGCAAUGGACAAACACCAUCAGCAGCUGCCACUGGCCAAAUGCUCGCGGCAGCAGCGAUGCAGCGAAUGGGUAUUUCGAGAUGUUCCAAGUGACAUAACAAUAGAAGUAGAUGGUGGAACAUUCUCACUGCACAAGUUUCCUCUGGUGUCACGAAGUGGGCGAAUCCGUAAAUUAGUUGCAGAACACCGGGAUUCUGAUAUAUCGAGAGUGGAGCUUCUUAGCCUGCCAGGCGGUUCAGAGUCCUUUGAGCUGGCUGCCAAGUUCUGCUACGGUGUCAACUUUGAGAUUACUGCAGCAAAUGUUGCCCAGUUAUGUUGCAUCUCUGACUACCUUGAAAUGACUGAGGAAUUUUCGAAGAAUAAUCUUGGUACACGAGCUGGAGAAUAUCUUGAGAGUGUUGUCUGCAAGAACCUUGAAAUGUGUGUUGAAGUCCUGCAGCAAUGUGAAAACUUGCUUCCGUUGGCUGAUGAAUUGAAAAUUGUAAGUCGGUGCAUUGAUGCAAUAGCCUCAAAAGCUUGUGUGGAACAAAUAGCUUCAAGUUUCUCACGCUUAGAGUACAGUAGCUCAGGAAGACUUCAUAUGAGCCGGCAGGCCAAGUGUGAAGGAGACUGGUGGAUAGAAGAUCUUUCCAUUCUCCGGAUUGAUUUGUAUCAAAGAGUCAUAACAGCAAUGAAAUGUCGUGGUGUCAGACCUGAAAGCAUUGGGGCGUCACUUGUAAAUUAUGCUCAGAAGGAGUUGACGAAGAAAUGUAGCUUAUGGAAUCCAUCUAACCAGCAAAAAGUUGACUUGGUUUCUGGUUUGAAUGGGCAUGAAAGGCUUGUGGUUGAGGCAAUAGUUAGCCUUCUUCCUAUUGAGAAAUUUGCAGUUCCUAUAACUUUCCUUUUUGGGUUGUUGCGAAGUGCUGUGAUGCUUGAUUGUACUGUAGCUUGCCGGCUAGAUCUUGAGAGGCGAAUAGGAUCUCAAUUAGACAUAGCUACUCUAGAUGAUCUUUUAAUUCCAUCUUUUCGCCAUGCCAAUGAUACAUUAUUUGAUGUUGAUACAGUGCAUAGAAUCUUGGUGAAUUUUUCUCAGCAAGAUGACAGUGAGGAAGAUAUGGAAGAUGGAUCUGUAUUUGAUUCUGAUAGUCCUCCUUCCCCUUCCCAAAGUGCAAUGUUCAAGGUAUCAAAGUUAGUGGACAAUUACCUGGCUGAAAUUGCACCCGACGCAAAUCUCAAACUCAAUAAAUUCAUAGCAGUUGCAGAUUCUUUACCAGCUCAUGCACGCACUAUUCAUGAUGGUUUGUAUCGAGCAACUGAUGUUUACCUCAAAGCUCACCAAAGUUUAUCAGAUCCAGACAGGAGGAAGCUCUGCAAACUGAUAGAUUUUCAAAAACUCUCACAAGAAGCUGGUGCCCAUGCUGCACAAAAUGAACGCCUUCCCCUCCAAUCAAUCGUCCAAGUGCUUUAUUUCGAACAGUUAAGGCUCCGAAAUGCCUUAUUUUGCUCCUAUCCUGAUGAUGACCACAAGCCAUUGCACCAAUCAUGGAGGAUUAGCAGUGGUGCUCUAAGUGCUGCAAUGUCUCCUCGAGAUAAUUAUGCAUCACUCAGGCGAGAGAACAGGGAACUUAAACUUGAACUGGCUCGGUUGCGGAUGAGAUUGAAUGAUUUGGAGAAAGAACAUGUUUGUAUGAAGAAAAGUAUGGAAAGGUCUAAUUCUCGCAAGUUCAUGAGUUCUUUUUCGAAGAAGAUGGGGAAAUUGAACUUCUUUGGCCAUAGUUCUUCAAAGGAGUCAAGUUCUCCAUCAAAACAGUCACAAAGAACUGACUCCAAGCUAACAGAGAGAACAUGAAAUGCCAUGUUUUAGGUAAAUCAUACGGUCCCUUGUUUUGUUUAUAUUUGAUUUUCUAUUUUCCUUUCACUUAUUUUCUUAGUAUGUCAAGCAUGUUCUUUAAUUUUGAGUUAUCCUCUUUUUACCAUUUUUCCUAUUGUUUUUCUUCUCCCACCUUGUAUAUGAGCUAUGGGAUACAGUUUAACAAGACAAAACAGUUUGUUCCAAAGUCUUGAGGUUUGAGUUCCGAGGAAUUUUGACUUCCAUAUGAUCUUUAUGAAACUUACUAAUGUAAAUGCGUGAACUCUGCUCUCUUGAUGUUAUUUUGGUAUAUCUUUUUAAACCUUUUUCAUGGAAAAGUUUUGCUUGUAACUCAGUUAAUAUGAAUAGGUUGCUUCUCAGAUCGUUCUUCUUCUCCUUUGGAUUUAA